GUGUGGCAGUCGUUCAGUGAGGAAAGGAGAGAGACGCGCCAGCACAGAGAGGCACGGAGCCGGAGCGGAGAGCAUCAAGUCGACUGCAUUUGGGGAAAAUCCUAAACCAGCGUAGGAAUCAGGAAAAGUAACAAAAAAUAAAUACUAACAACUCUAAUGUACCGAUAGGACGCGUUAGUGUGGGGACUGUGUUGGUAUUUGGACAUAAAAUGAAAGGUUUACCUGUCUSUUUAUUGGAUUUGGAGUCCUAUUUGCGGCGGCUUUGACAGAGGAGUUGCGCAUGCAGAGUGGGCUUUCGAAUCGAACUUGACUUGGACAUCCAGGAUCCCUAAAACGACCUUAGAAAACCCGCUGGACAUCAUCAAACUCAACGAUCGCCACCACCAUGGACGAAGAGCAGUGCCACUACAACGAGACCAUUGCCUUCUUCUACAACCGCAGUGCAAAGGACCUGGCUACCAACUGGAACACCGUGAGCAGGCUGGUGAUGGGGCUGGGCGUCACUGUGUGCAUCUUCAUCAUGCUCGCCAACCUUCUGGUAAUGGUCGCCAUCUACGUCAACAGGAGAUUCCACUUCCCAAUCUACUACCUGAUGGCCAACCUAGCGGCUGCUGACUUUUUUGCUGGACUGGCCUACUUGUACUUAAUGUUCAACACAGGACCAAACACGAGGUGGCUGAGUGUUUCAACAUGGUUGUUGCGUCAAGGCUUGAUCGACACCAGUCUUACAGCUUCGGUGGCCAACCUGCUGGCCAUCGCCAUAGAGCGUCACAUCACUGUCUUCCGCAUGCAGCUACAUACGCGUAUGAGCAACCGACGUGUAGUGGUGGUGAUCGUUAUAAUCUGGACUCUGUCCAUAUUGAUGGGGGCAAUCCCCAGUUUGGGCUGGAACUGUAUCUGCGCCCUGCAAAGUUGCUCCAGUAUGGCACCGCUUUACAGCAACUCCUACUUGAUCUUCUGGGCGGUGUUUAACCUGGUGACGUUUGUCGUGAUGGUGACGCUUUAYGCCCACAUUUUUGUCUAUGUGCGACAGAGGACCAUGAGGAUGUCGCGACACAGCUCUGGGCCACGGCGCAACCGAGAUACAAUGAUGUCUCUGCUCAAAACUGUGGUCAUCGUGUUGGGUGCCUUUAUAAUCUGUUGGACCCCAGGCUUGGUCCUCAUACUUCUCGAUGUCUUCUGCUCCAGCUGCACCGUCCUCAAYUAUGAGAAGUUCUUCCUGCUCCUUGCCGAGUUCAACUCKGCUAUGAAUCCCAUCAUCUACUCAUACCGGGACAAGGAGAUGAGCGCCACCUUCAAGCAGAUCUUGUGCUGCCAGCGGCAGGAGAACGUCAACGGGACGGUGGCGGACGGAUCCGACCGCUCGGCGUCUUCGGUCAACCAUACGGUGCUGGGCGCUGGCGGCGUCCAUCACCAUCACAAUGAGCACUCGGUGGUUUGAAAUGAUUGCCAAAAAGGAAGUCUGAAAGUUGUAGUUGUUCUGCCUGAGACUAUUUAGAUACUAAACGAGGGAUGUGAAUGUGACGGAUCAUAGACUGCUGUUUAAUUUACAAACAGGUGACACAAACUGGUGAUCAGCAUGAUGGAGAGAUCAAUGAAGAAACGGCAGGAGAAGAAGAAGAAGAAGAAUGGAAGUAAAAAAAUGAUGGAAAGACCAUAUGAAGGAAGAGGGGAAGUCUAACGUUUGGGGACUCUGACAGGGUGUUCGUAUUUUUCUUUAGCUGUAUGUUGGGGUUCUUUUGUGUUAAAUGUGUUUUUU
Molecule: messenger RNA, 1759 nt
Organism: Poecilia reticulata (guppy)
Lineage: Eukaryota; Metazoa; Chordata; Actinopteri; Cyprinodontiformes; Poeciliidae
Gene: lpar1
Product: lysophosphatidic acid receptor 1
Biological process (GO): G protein-coupled receptor signaling pathway
Cellular component (GO): membrane
Molecular function (GO): lysophosphatidic acid receptor activity
Source: RefSeq, a predicted model, not a curated record